AUGUGUAGGUCUAGUGCUCGAGAUUCUAGACACACCGCAGAUAUAGUAACUUUCUAUGGAGUUGUGAAGGAGAUCAUACUGUUAGACUACCACAUGUUCCAGGUUCCUCUAUUUAGAUGUGUUUGGGCCAACAAAGGGAAUGGAGUGAAAGAGGAGGAGGGAUUUACUUUAGUUAACCUACAUAUGAACCAGUCAGCGUUUCUCCAAGAUCCAUAUAUCCUUGCAUCACAAGCUAAACAAGUUUUCUACUCAAGAGAGGAUGACACCUCUCCUUGGUACGUAGUUAUGAGGGCGCCACCAAGAGGUUAUCACGAGCUAGAGACAGAAGAAUAA
Microthlaspi erraticum is the source of this 333-nucleotide messenger RNA. Lineage: Eukaryota; Viridiplantae; Streptophyta; Magnoliopsida; Brassicales; Brassicaceae. The record is from the annotation of a GenBank genome assembly.